AUGUGUAUAGACCCAGAGAUAGUAAAUCCAAAUUCAAGCCACAUACCUGAAUGUCAAUCUAUUAAUGAAUCAGAUCCUAAUAGACAAGAUACACAACAUAAGGCGAAAGGCAAAAAAGUGCGGAAAGAGCAGUCAGAAGAAGAUUAUCUUUCCCAGAAGCUGCAAUUCUAUAGUACCGGGCCUACACUAAAUACUGAGGACUGGCUCUACAAUCCAGAAGAAUUAAACCAGCUAGACAAUUCCAAAAAGACUGAUAGGGUAAGAAUGCUAAAUGCAUGUGAAAAGUCAUACUAUCAAAAGGAUUAUAACAAGUGCCUUGAUUUGAUAAGGAGAGCAGAGUCGUUAUUUGAGGUACAGUUAGAUAAUGAAGAAGAAAACGAAGACAUCAAAAGUGAUUUCGAAUCAUCGGGUAAGAAAACUAGAAAAAGUGCUAAGGUCGACAGACACAUUGUAGAGUUAUUGCAUAUUAAAGAGCGUUGCCUUGAAAAAGUAAAUAUCUGA
Debaryomyces hansenii CBS767 is the source of this 501-nucleotide messenger RNA. RefSeq lists its product as uncharacterized. The transcript has a single exon. NCBI's taxonomy places the organism in Eukaryota, Fungi, Ascomycota, Pichiomycetes, Serinales, Debaryomycetaceae. The coding region runs from base 1 to 501 and encodes 166 amino acids. The record is from RefSeq and is a predicted model, not a curated record.